Messenger RNA from Naegleria lovaniensis, 1215 nucleotides. RefSeq lists its product as uncharacterized. The transcript has a single exon. Bases 1 to 1215 code for a protein of 404 amino acids. The record is from RefSeq and is a predicted model, not a curated record. NCBI's taxonomy places the organism in Eukaryota, Heterolobosea, Eutetramitea, Acrasida, Naegleriidae.
AUGCACAAACGUGUAAGAGGAAAUCCCACGCAAAUCGAAACAGUAUGGAAGCGAAGGAUCAAGAUUGAGAACAAUCAAAUGCUUCUCAUUUGUAAUUAUCUUACGAAUAACAAGUACGGAGAGAAUCAAAGCUCUAAAAUUUCAAAACGAAGAACACAAAAGAAGAAAAUUUCUCGUGUGGAUGAUGAUGAAACCGAUAGUGGAAGCACAACAGGAAAGAACGUUAGUGAUUUGUACGAAAAUACAAAAUUUGCCGAGUAUAUGAAUCAUUUUACUUCUCAAUGGGAGGUUUCACCCGAAGAAUUACAAACGCUACAAGAGCAGGUCGAACAAGAACGGAAAUUAUUGAAACGAAAGAAUUACUUGCUGGAGAAUCAGGCCAUACAUGAACUUGAGAAGGAAAAGGAACAUCAACAACUCUCUCAAACCAUUCAAUCCUCUCUAAAGAUGAUUGGUCUUCUUUCCAAACUAUUGCCAUCGGAAGCCGUUAAAUCUUCUUCAACCAUCAUGCCUCCAUCAUCAUCGGCCGUAUCAAAUCCAACAACAACAUCAUCGUCCACGAUGGCCUCUCCACUUUCAUUGUCCUCAUCAACAACAACAACAACCCACGAGCAAAAGCCUUCCUCUGGUGUUGUUGCUGGCACAUCAUCGACCGAAGUAGCAGCCACUCUUGCUCCUUCCAAUGUUAAACCUCACCCCGUUGCCGCAAACACAACCAACAGCACCACUGCAGCCACACAGCCAUCCACUUCUGCUCUCCAUUCUUCUUCAAAUUAUCAUCAACAUUCCAUCAUGUCUCAUGGAGAUCAUCACUUGUUAAUGCCCAGCACAAAUUCACUUCCUCCUUUUCCUGCCAUGCCUUCAGGUUCUGUCAUGUCAUCAUCAGGAGCUAGUGGUUCGGGUCACAUGACGAAUCCCAACACAAAUCUUACUCCAAAUCUGUCGGAACAACCUUCAUCAACACCCUACUAUCCUACACCACCUAGUUUACCUCCUUCUUCUGCUAUGAUGACUCCUCCAAUGCAACAUCGACCUCCCUAUCCGAGUAAUCCACCACCACCACAUCAUAACCCUCCGAUGAGGUUCCCUCCUCCACAGCAACACCUGUACCCACCCCCACCUCAUCAUUAUCAUCCACAUCCUCCUGUAUUUCCUCCACCUCCUUUCUAUAUGCCUGGCAAUGCACCAAACACACAACAACGAAGAAAGAGGUAG